AUGGCAAAUUUGCGAGCAUAUGCGAGCUCGCGCAGCUCUACACCUGUCAUUGAUGGUUCGAGUAGCUGCACGAAUUUUCCACUACCCAAGCUUCAGCUCCCCACUUUCUCCGGUAGCUACGAAGAACGGCUCGGUUUUAGAGAUUCGUUUGUAGCAAUAAUUGAAAAGGAUGCGAGUAUUCCUAAAAUUCAGAAAUUAAGAUAUUUAAGAUCCUACGUAAGAGAUAAUGCUUCACGAGUAACCGAAAAUUUACAAGCUACAGAAGCUAAUUACGAGGUAGCUUGGAAGCUUCUUGACGAACGAUACAAUAACAAAAGAAUUAUUAUUCAUAAUCACAUGCAGGCUCUAAUUGGCUCGCCAGCCUUGUUAAACAAAGAAUCCGCGGUGUGUUUGAGAAAUCUGCUUGAUACAGCACUUAGGCAUGUGCGUGCAUUAAAGGUUCUAGAGGAACCCACUAAUAAGUAG
This is a messenger RNA of Belonocnema kinseyi, 465 nucleotides long. RefSeq lists its product as uncharacterized. Lineage: Eukaryota; Metazoa; Arthropoda; Insecta; Hymenoptera; Cynipidae. The transcript has a single exon. The record is from RefSeq and is a predicted model, not a curated record. Bases 1 to 465 code for a protein of 154 amino acids.